Messenger RNA from Knipowitschia caucasica, 3051 nucleotides. NCBI's taxonomy places the organism in Eukaryota, Metazoa, Chordata, Actinopteri, Gobiiformes, Gobiidae. The record is from the annotation of a GenBank genome assembly.
AUGGUUCAAAAGAACAAACCAGUGUACCCUCCGAUUCCAAAGUCCCUGGUCGUUACCUCCAGUCCCCUCUGCUGCCCUGGUCGUUACCUCCAGUCCCCUCUGCUGCCCUGGUCGUUACCUCCAGUCCCCUCUGCUGCCCUGGUCGUUACCUCCAGUCCCCUCUGCUGCCCUGGUCGUUACCUCCAGUCCCCUCUGCUGCCCUGGUCGUUAACUCCAGUCCCCUCUGCUGCCCUGGUCGUUACCUCCAGUCCCCUCUGCUGCAUCUCUUCUGCUGCCCUGGUCGUUACCUCCAGUCCCCUCUCCUGCAUCUCCUCUGCUGCCCUGGUCGUUACCUCUAGUCCCCUCUGCUGCAUCUCUUCUGCUGCCCUGGUCGUUACCUCCAGUCCCCUCUCCUGCAUCUCUUCUGCUGCCCUGGUCGUUACCUCUAGUCCCCUCUGCUGCAUCUCUUCUGCUGCCCUGGUCAUUACCUCCAGUCCCCUCUCCUGCAUCUCCUCUGCUGCCCUGGUCGUUACCUCCAGUCCCCUCUGCUGCAUCUCCUCUGCUGCCCUGGUCGUUACCUCCAGUCCCCUCUCCUGCAUCUCCUCUGCUGCCCUGGUUGUUACCUCCAGUCCCCGCUGCUGCAUCUCUUCUGCUGCCCUGGUCGUUACCUCCAGUCCCCUCUGCUGCAUCUCCUCUGCUGCCCUGGUCUCCCCUCUGCUGCAUCUCUCCUGCUGCCCUGGUUGUUACCUCCAGUCCCCUCUCCUGCAUCUCCUCUGCUGCCCUGGUUGUUACCUCCAGUCCCCUCUCCUGCAUCUCCUCUGCUGCCCUGGUCGUUACCUACAGUCCCCUCUGCUGCAUCUCCUCUGCUGCCCUGGUCGUUACCUCCAGUCCCCUCUCCUGCAUCUCCUCUGCUGCCCUGGUCGUUACCUCCAGUCCCCUCUGCUGCCCUGGUCGUUACCUCCAGUCCCCUCUCCUGCAUCUCUUCUGCUGCCCUGGUCGUUACCUACAGUCCCCUCUGCUGCAUCUCCUCUGCUGCCCUGGUCGUUACCUCCAGUCCCCUCUGCUGCAUCUCCUCUGCUGCCCUGGUCGUUACCUCCAGUCCCCUCUCCUGCAUCUCUUCUGCUGCCCUGGUCGUUACCUCUAGUCCCCUCUGCUGCAUCUCUUCUGCUGCCCUGGUCAUUACCUCCAGUCCCCUCUCCUGCAUCUCCUCUGCUGCCCUGGUCGUUACCUCCAGUCCCCUCUCCUGCAUCUCCUCUGCUGCCCUGGUCGUUACCUCCAGUCCCCUCUCCUGCAUCUCUUCUGCUGCCCUGGUCGUUACCUCCAGUCCCCUCUCCUGCAUCUCCUCUGCUGCCCUGGUCGUUACCUCCAGUCCCCUCUCCUGCAUCUCCUCUGCUGCCCUGGUUGUUCCCUCCAGUCCCCUCUCCUGCAUCUCCUCUGCUGCCCUGGUUGUUACCUCCAGUCCCCUCUGCUGCAUCUCUUCUGCUGCCCUGGUCGUUACCUCCAGUCCCCUCUGCUGCAUCUCCUCUGCUGCCCUGGUCGUUACCUCUAGUCCCCUCUGCUGCAUCUCUUCUGCUGCCCUGGUCGUUACCUCCAGUCCCCUCUGCUGCCCUGGUCGUUACCUCCAGUCCCCUCUCCUGCAUCUCUUCUGCUGCCCUGGUCGUUACCUCCAGUCCCCUCUCCUGCAUCUCCUCUGCUGCCCUGGUUGUUACCUCCAGUCCCCUCUCCUGCAUCUCCUCUGCUGCCCUGGUCGUUACCUACAGUGCCCUCUGCUGCAUCUCCUCUGCUGCCCUGGUCGUUACCUCCAGUCCCCUCUCCUGCAUCUCCUCUGCUGCCCUGGUCGUUACCUACAGUCCCCUCUGCUGCAUCUCUUCUGCUGCCCUGGUCGUUACCUACAAUCCCCUCUCCUGCAUCUCUUCUGCUGCCCUGGUCGUUACCUCCAGUCCCCUCUGCUGCCCUGGUCGUUACCUCCAGUCCCCUCUGCUGCAUCUCUUCUGCUGCCCUGGUCGUUACCUACAGUCCCCUCUGCUGCCCUGGUCGUUACCUCCAGUCCCCUCUCCUGCAUCUCCUCUGCUGCCCUGGUCGUUACCUCCAGUCCCCUCUCCUGCAUCUCUUCUGCUGCCCUGGUCGUUACCUCCAGUCCCCUCUCCUGCAUCUCCUCUGCUGCCCUGGUCGUUACCUCCAGUCCCCUCUGCUGCCCUGGUCGUUACCUCCAGUCCCCUCUCCUGCAUCUCUUCUGCUGCCCUGGUCGUUACCUCCAGUCCCCUCUCCUGCAUUUCCUCUGCUGCCCUGGUUGUUACCUCCAGUCCCCUCUCCUGCAUCUCCUCUGCUGCCCUGGUCGUUACCUACAGUGCCCUCUGCUGCAUCUCCUCUGCUGCCCUGGUCGUUACCUCCAGUCCCCUCUCCUGCAUCUCCUCUGCUGCCCUGGUCGUUACCUACAGUCCCCUCUGCUGCAUCUCUUCUGCUGCCCUGGUCGUUACCUACAAUCCCCUCUCCUGCAUCUCUUCUGCUGCCCUGGUCGUUACCUCCAGUCCCCUCUGCUGCCCUGGUCGUUACCUCCAGUCCCCUCUGCUGCAUCUCUUCUGCUGCCCUGGUCGUUACCUACAGUCCCCUCUGCUGCCCUGGUCGUUACCUCCAGUCCCCUCUCCUGCAUCUCCUCUGCUGCCCUGGUCGUUACCUCCAGUCCCCUCUCCUGCAUCUCUUCUGCUGCCCUGGUCGUUACCUCCAGUCCCCUCUCCUGCAUCUCCUCUGCUGCCCUGGUCGUUACCUCCAGUCCCCUCUGCUGCAUCUCUUCUGCUGCCCUGGUCGUUACCUACAGUCCCCUCUCCUGCAUCUCUUCUGCUGCCCUGGUCGUUACCUCCAGUCCCCUCUCCUGCAUCUCCUCUGCUGCCCUGGUCGUUACCUCCAGUCCCCUCUCCUGCAUCUCUUCUGCUGCCCUGGUCGUUACCUACAGUCCCCUCUCCUGCAUCUCUUCUGCUGCCCUGGUCGUUACCUCCAGUCCCCUCUGCUGCAUCUCCUCCGCUGCUUCGUGUGGACUCCUGUAGGUCUUGGGGGCAUCAGUCCAGUGGAUUUUAA